Messenger RNA from Rana temporaria (common frog), 5502 nucleotides. Its product is annotated as ras GTPase-activating protein 4-like. The coding region runs from base 137 to 2596 and encodes 819 amino acids. Gene Ontology annotation, biological process: regulation of GTPase activity; intracellular signal transduction. The transcript is spliced from 21 exons. The record is from RefSeq and is a predicted model, not a curated record. Lineage: Eukaryota; Metazoa; Chordata; Amphibia; Anura; Ranidae.
GACUACAACAGGUCUGGGCUGCUGUGUGCACUUUCCUAGCCACGCCCUCCCCGCUCUCCUCCAGCUACUGGCUGCGAUGUGAUUGUUAUUUGUUCCUUCCGAGCUACGAGCACCUGACACAGACACACAGCGCUGGAUGUACCGGAGGACAGGCGCCUCAUCCCUGUCUGUGUGCUCAGCCAUGGCGAGAAGGAGUUCUCUGUUUAUCCGGAUAGUGGAAGGGAAGAACUUACCGGCCAAGGACAUAACUGGCAGCAGUGAUCCAUAUUGCAUUGUGAAGAUUGAUGAUGAGACCAUCAUCAGGACAGCAACAGUGUGGAAGACUCUAUCACCAUUCUGGGGAGAAGAAUACAAAGUCCACUUGCCACCCAACUUCCAUUCCGUCUCUUUUUAUGUCAUGGAUGAAGAUGCGCUUAGUCGUGAUGAUGUCAUUGGAAAAGUCUGUUUAACACGUAACACACUGGCAGAACAUCCCAAAGGAUACAAUGGAUGGAUGAAUUUAACAGAAAUUGACCCUGAUGAAGAAGUUCAAGGAGAAAUUCACCUCAAAAUUGAAAUAUUAAACAGCGAAUUGUCUCGUAAACUGCGCUGCACUGUUUUUGAAGCAAGGGACUUGGCAAGAAAGGACCGGAACGGAGCAUCAGACCCAUUUGUUAGAGUGCAGUACAAUGGCAAAACACAAGAGAGCUCAAUUGUGAAAAAAUCGUGUUAUCCACGGUGGAAUGAGGCUUUUGAAUUUGAAUUAGAUGAAUCUUUUACUGAGAAGUUAACAAUGGAAGUCUGGGACUGGGAUUUGGUCAGUAAAAAUGAUUUCCUGGGAAAGAUAGUGAUCAAUGUAAAUGGACUUCAGAAAGAUUUACAGGAAGAAGGAUGGUUCAGACUUAGCCCUGGGAAAUCCAAGACCAGCAUGGAUGAGGGAAACCUUGGCUCUCUUCAGCUGCAGGUGCGGCUUCGUGAUGAGACUGUUUUGCCAUCAGAUUACUACAAGCCUCUGGUGGAGCUACUGUGCCAGGAAGUCAAAGCUUCUUACAAGGAAAAGUGUGGACCUUUAAUAACACUGAUAGAUGAAACCACAUCUGCUGAAUGCAGACAGGAAGUGGCCACCAACCUUGUAAAGAUUUUCUUAGGACAAGGGCUAGCAAAGGAAUUCCUUGACCUACUCUUUAGGCUUGAGCUGGAAAAAACAAAUGAACCAAACACAUUAUUCAGAAGUAAUUCUUUGGCUUCCAAGUCAAUGGAAUCCUUUCUUAAGGUAGCAGGAACCCAGUAUUUACACAGUGUUGUUGGACCAACAAUCAAUCGUAUCUUUGAAGAGAAAAAAUAUAUUGAACUGGAUCCUAGUAAAUUAGAGAUUAAAGAAGCUGGGUGCUCAGGGUUACACCGGAUCCAGACUGAGAGUGAAAUAAUUCUGCAGAGUGCUCAGUGUCUCCAGUCUUACCUGACUGAUCUUCUUAUAGCAAUAGCCAAGUCAGUUAACACUUGUCCAGUUACCAUACGAGCUACAUUCCGGCAACUCUACAGGCGGGUGGAAGAGUGUUUUCCAGAGAAUAAACAUAUGAAUGUGAAGUUUAUUGCAGUUACCAGUUUCUUGUGUCUUCGGUUUUUUUCUCCUGCUAUCAUGUCUCCUAAGCUUUUCCAUCUCAGAGAAAAACACGCAGAUGCUCGGACCAGUCGGACACUGCUGCUCUUAGCUAAGGCAAUACAGAAUGUUGGUAACAUGGAUGCUCCAGCAAGUAGAGCCAAGGAAUCAUGGAUGGCUCCACUACAACCAAGUAUUCAGCAAGGAGUUUCACAGCUGAAAGAAUUCAUUAUCAAACUUAUAGAUAUUGAAGAGAAGGAAGAACUAGAUCUACAGAAGUCACUAAAUCUUCAGAGCCUUACUGUCAAAGAAGGUCAGUUAAUGGCCUACAAAACUAAAUGCAAAGGAUACCUACUGACUUCAUCUUUCAAAAAGCUUUUCCUUUCACUAACUGUUGAUGCCUUAAAUUUUGCCAAGACUCAGUUUUCAAAGACAAGUUCAUUUAUACCUCUAUCAAGAAUUCGAGCCUUGGAAAAGGUAGAAGAAAAGUGUUUUGGGAAUUCCAAUGUAAUGCAGAUCAUUUACACAGAUGAAACUGGUAGCCUGGAAGCGUUAUAUUUGCAGUGUAAGUGUGUUAAUGAACUGAAUCAAUGGCUGUCAGCAUUGCGAAAGGUCUGUGUCAACAACGCCAACAUGCUGUGCUCAUAUCAUCCUGGAGUGUUUAAAGGAGAGAAAUGGAGCUGCUGCCACCAGAAGGACAAAGGGGGUGCUGGCUGUGACAAAACACGACAUGAAGUCACAUUACAGGAAUGGAAUGAUCUCUUGAAUCCCGAUCUAGAGGCUCAGCUCAUCUUCAAACACCUCAUUGGAGUGAGAGAGCAGAUGAAGGAGAAAUAUGUGGAGCUGACAAAGCAUGAUUAUACUGGCAAAUCUCAUUCCAGUUCAGAUCCUGCAAAGACAGACAGCGUUACACAGCUUUUCCAGACACUGCAAGAUCUUGAAGCUGCCCAUGAUUCCUUUUUAUCUGACUCUCCAAGUAUAGCAGAUCAAGAGAAGAAAUACCUGUUGGAAUUGUAAAUAGCAUCUCUGUAAAAUGUAAGGAGGAACUGCAGUGGUGAUGGCAUUUUUUCAUAGCUGGUCUCCACAGAGUCAAAAUGUAUAACUGAGAGAAAGGGAACAGUUGAAUCUUCCUGCUCUGAGCCUAUCUCUAUUCAGAUCUGGGAUGACGCAGGGCAUUGCCAAGUGAGCUAAACUAAAAACAUUAAUUAUGUUUGAAUCAAUCUAUCCCAACAGCACAUAAGCAGUUGCAUUGAAUAUUUAUUCAGAUAAAUCCUGGAUGUAUCAAUCAGACUUCUCAAGGUAUAAUGACAUUAUGCUCAUUAUACGAGUCCUUUGGCUGCUGCCCAUGCAGGCUUGCCCAGCAGCCCUUAUGACUACAAUUCUUUUGAGCACUACAGAGUGCUCCAUCAGAAGCUGAAGGUGGUGCAUAUCUUUAAGAGGAAAAUGGCAUUUCUAACCUAUUUGAUCAAUAAUCCCGCUAUUGGUUGGUGGGAAAUUGCCUGCCCUGUAGAUAUGAUCAUUGCCUGGUUGAGUUGGAAAGAGCCAGAGUGGGUAACUAUCAUCUUCUACUUCCUCCUCGUUCACAGUGGUGUUGCUAGUCUAUACUAUGGCAGGCUUAGAACACAAUAAGUGCAGAUUAGAAGACAAAAUUUGUAAGUAUAUGUUAUUAUUAGCCUUUUCAACUUUGAUAGUGAGCCUUUAAAAUGUAGUCACUACAACAGAGUAGUUACCAGUCAGGAUAUUACUGGUCCCAAUCCCAAACUGCUUGGAAGGGAAACUGGCAGUAUUUGCCUUUCUAGCUGAAACCUACCAGCCCUGCACUGUGGUAUUUACAUGGAUUUAAGUAACACAUUGCAUCCAUAUUUCCCUGAUAUCAAAGCACUCAUCUAAGGCAGGACAUAGAUGGUGCAAUUUUCUCAGAAAAUAUCUCAAUUCCGUCAUCAACACAGUCAAUGUUGAUGGUGGUAAUCCCUCCUGUGGAGCUAGUGGGGGGUUAUUUACGAAAGGCAAAUCCACUUUGCACUACAAGUACACUUGAAAGUGCACUGAAUGUGCACUUUCAGGUGCAGUCGCUGUAGAUCUUUCGUAAAUAACCCCCAUUGUGUUCUCCCGGUUGGGGGGCGCAGGGAGCUGUCUCUGCUGGGAGAACACACUGAUUAUUGCUAGCGGCUGUAGUUGCUGGCUUUAAUCACAUGCCAAAAAUCAGACAUUGCUGGUUGUACCCACGUCGAUUGAUGGAUCAACUUGGGUACAUUCAGCCUGCCCAUAGAUGGUUCAAAUCUGGGCCAGUUCAGCAGGAAGAUGCGAACCAUCUAUGGCCAGCUUAAUCAGAUUGGUUGUAAUGGCUAUCACCACAUUAGUAUGAAUUGCUUUCUUGAAUAAACAGAGGGCAAUUUUUAGUGUACCUGUGCUACAGAUGUAUUAUUACCAAACAGCACCUUAUGCUGCCACAUGUAUGAUGACCUGAAAGUAAUAACAUAUUUAACCAAAAACAUAUUUAAAGCAGGUGGUAAUUUUUUUUAUUUAUAAAUCAGAUUCAAAUUGAAAGUAAAAAAUAUAUAUGUAGACUUAUUAGGGUUCUAUGUGUUUUUUUAUUAUGUAACAUUUUUCACUAUGAGAUAACAAAAAACUGCUCUCUUGUUCAGAAGAACAGGAUUUCCAUGUUUCUGAAAAUCGAGAAUGAAUGAAAAAAAUGAUAAGGAAGGUCAUGUACAGGUUUUACUUAUAUUUAACAUGAAUAUAGGAACUUUAUGUUUUGUACAUUAUUUUAUCCAUAUCAUAACUACCUAAAUAAAGUAAAUAUAAACAGUGUUUCCUGGUGUCAGAGGUAUGCCGCAUAUAUUUUCUGUAAUUGAAUGUUGGGAGAGCUCAGUGUUUGACAUCCCAUACGUUAUGUAUUACACUCGAUGUGGAUAUUGAAUUCUGACAGCGGGGAGCCUUCCCUGCCAUCAGAAUAUAGCUGGCACCACUAAAAAUUGACAGGCUGGUUGUACACAACAUCCGUUGUGCUGGCACUGAUCAUUCGGGAAAAACCCAACCGUCAAUAGAUCAACUUGUGAACAACCAGCCUACCCAUCCAUGGAUCGAAAUUUGGCCAGUUUAGCGGGGACUUUUAAGGGACUAUCAGUAAAAAAUAUGAGAUGCUUACAAGUAUAAGAGUACAUUUACUUAUAGGUGCUUACACUUGCCUGCAACAGCUUUCAUUGCCCCUUCUAUGCCCAAAAGCCAAAGGCUUAAGCUGGCCAUACAUGGACUAUAAGAAACUACUCCAUUCACGCUAUUCAGUGUGGAUGAACAAACCUCCGCUGUAUCUUUUACAUUUUGACUCAUUGGAUGCAGGCACUUUUUGGACAAUAAUUUCCUGCCCAGUGUCUUUGGAUUUUUUUAAACUAGGGAUUCCGGCCAAGAGACGGGCAACAGGAUUACCCCCUGAGCAAGUUUCUGCCGAUUCUUUCGAAAGUGGCCAAAACUCAUAUAGUAAAUGGCCAGGUUAAGUGCAUAUGGAUGUUUGAAACGCAUUCAUUUGAACUGAAUCAUAUUAAGCAGUGUUUACUUUUGCUGUUUUUACCAUGCUUUUAUCCCUGAAAGCAUUCUGCUCCUGAUUCUGAGGGGCAUGUACGCUAACACAAAGGGAGACUUCCGGACAGCUAAAUCAAUGUUACAUAAGGGUACAGGAUGUAAAGGUGAUACAUGACUGACAAACGUUUGGGAAACAAUCCUUUACAACGUUAAAGAUUUGUUAUCGCAAAUGUGACAGAGCAUCUAAGAACUAUACAUACUGGUUCCGUAAAUAUGGGCGAUAACAGACACCACUGGAUGGGUGCUGCCACACACUGGAGAGUAAAGUUCUGUUUUUUAAUAUUAUUUUAAACAGCCUCCAUGUAAAUUGUAUAUAUGAACAUUAAACAUAUUUUGGCCUUCAA